AUGGAGUACGAUAGCCCGAAAUCGUGGCAAACGGCGUGGAGCGUAGUGGUGGCGUUUCUCGAAGCGGCGCUGGACAAGCAUCGACCUAUUGGCCUCGCAACGCGCUAUAUCCAGAUCGGGAUGGUUUUUGAGGCGGAUGCCGACCUUCAUUGGGAAGACUAUCUACCAGCGCAUUUGAUCCGUUACAUUGCCUCAAGAGACGGGUUCGACGACAUGGUGACGAUCUUCCAGGGUGGGGAGGGAUCUGACGACACCGGAGACAUUUGUUUCUCGGUGGUUGUCGCCCAGAACUACGCCGGCCGCAUGCCCGAACCUCGAGCUGUGCAGAGACGGAUGAAUGGCAAUAAAAUGAAUUCCUGGCAGCAGAAAUGGCCAGCCCGA
Messenger RNA from Mesorhabditis spiculigera, 381 nucleotides. The record is from the annotation of a GenBank genome assembly. NCBI's taxonomy places the organism in Eukaryota, Metazoa, Nematoda, Chromadorea, Rhabditida, Rhabditidae.